Molecule: messenger RNA, 1310 nt
Organism: Xenia sp. Carnegie-2017
Lineage: Eukaryota; Metazoa; Cnidaria; Anthozoa; Malacalcyonacea; Xeniidae
Product: volume-regulated anion channel subunit LRRC8A-like
Exons: 1
Coding region: 57-1310 (417 amino acids)
Source: RefSeq, a predicted model, not a curated record
CUGAACGCUAACUUAAAAUUGAAAAUCCAACUUCAUUAAUUUAUCAAUUAAUCACGAUGAUGUCCAUGGAAUAUUUCAGGAAGAAUGGGAAGGAAAAUUUUAAGAUUUUGAAAUCUGUCUGGGAGGUUAUAAAAGAUUAUUUAGUGAUACUUUUGGCAAUGAUAGCUGUUCUAGUUGCUGGAUUGGAGGUAACGUCUGGCAGUUUUGAAUGUGUUUCAGUUGUCAAUUGUCGCAACAUAGCAAAUAACAUUUCGAAUGCCUCGUGGCCACAAGCAAAUUUAAUAUUUUCUAGUAUUUGCAAAAAAUACUACCGGUCUCAGACUACAAGCUUUGCGGAACGAACGGAAGUCGUUACAGAUCAAAAUAUCAACUGUUUAUACAAAAGUUUUGUCAAUUCAGAAUGCAGUAAAAGCGUAAUUCUAAACUACCUUGCUUAUUUGUGGAUCGUGUUGUUCGCUGAAGCAUUAUUGCUUUUCAUUCUCGACAAUUUCUGGUUGAAAAUUCCUUUAACUUCGUCGGUAAUUGAAACAUUUGUUGAUCUUGUGAUGACGCGUUACGAUUCACCGUGUCCUAAUUUUGAAGUCACUUUUGCAUUAUUUCAGUCAAAUUAUAAGAAAACCCCUGGAUAUGUGAGCAUCCCAAAGGAUGGUACUCGCAACUUAAACGAUGAAUUCUAUAAUUUAGAUUCCCUUCCUGACAGUACAAUUACUAGUGCGUUAAAGGGUUUGUAUGAGAAAGUACAAACACUAGAUCAAAACAUGGCCACAUCGCGUCCCAAUGUCACAAUUUCACGUCUCUAUACUAUCAGAAAUGUGCUUCAAGUAUUUCUUACAAUAAUAUUUUUCGUCAUUAAUAUUAUUCAUUGUUUGAAAGAUAUAAAAGACACAAUGACGUGUACACUCACUCAAAGCAUUUCCAUUCCUCACGAUUAUUUCUUAUGCUCUCAUAGCCUAGCUCAGGCUUUGUCUUUUAUUGUAUACAUUUAUGAUGGAAUCGUAUUAGUGAGUGGAAUGAUAGUGUUUUGGAUAAGUUUUAGGACUAUUCAAUUGUGUCGUAAACAAAAUAAUUAUGAUUUUUCCAAAAAAUUACCUCAACAAUCUUUUGAUCAGCUAUCCGAUAUAGAUCCAUUAUGUGGAGAUCUUGGAUUUUUUCUUCAUUUAUUGGAUUCUUACAACAAAAUGUACUUUAUAAGGUUUGCUCAUUUCCUUUCAAAAGAGAACAGAAAGAAGAUCGAUGCCCAUACAUUUAACAUUAAAUUUCCUAUUUCAAUUCUACAAGCUACUGUAGAAAAGAACAAAAUUAUCUUUUAG